CAUUCUGUUCUUUAAUCGGACGGUCGGGAGAGCAGGAACAGAAGCAGCAGCCAGCGUACCAUAAAAGGGAGUCGAUGUGGUCGUGUCAGAGGGAUCAAUCUCUCAGAUAUUUUAUUGAUAGAGAAAAUGUACGUAGCAGCUUCGGCGGCGGAGGGUUUGAGCAGAUGGGGUGUGUACAGGGAGCUUCCAAUGGCAGCGGCGCCCAUGGCUAAAACGACGUCGUUCUAUCGCCGGAACCCUCUUCUUGAUCGCGUUUCUCUCGUCCGCGCCAAACCUUCCUUUUCCUGUUUUUGUGCUCUCGCCGGAGACGAUGUGUUUUCGGUCACAUCCGCCACUCAGUUCGACGUCGAUUAUCUUGGGCAGAGCACCAAAGGUGAUUUGAAUGUCAAAUCCGACCAUCUCGACUCUUUUGGCCUUGGGGGUCGAUCAGCCUUGGAGGGUCCAAUUGAGGAAGUUGCCAGGGCGGAAGCUGGAGAGGCUGAGGAUUUGCUUCGCCACUUGGGUAUCCCGGGUCCUUUUUCAUCAAGAUAUUCACCGCGUGGCAUAUUUUGUAGCCGUACAUUGAAUCUUCGGUCAAUCAGUGCCAUUGGAUAUGACAUGGACUACACCUUGAUGCACUAUAAUGUGAUGGCUUGGGAAGGACGGGCGUAUGAAUAUUGUAUGGACAACCUAAGGAACAUGGGGUUUCCUGUGGAUGGACUUGCAUUUGACCCAAACUUGGUUAUUAGAGGCCUUGUAAUAGACAAAGAGAAAGGAAACUUGGUUAAGCCUGACAGAUUUGGCUAUGUAAAAAGGGCUAUGCAUGGUACAACAAUGCUAAGUACUCGAGCUGUAACUGAGAUGUAUGGGAGGGAACUGGUGGAUCUGCGAAACGAAAGUCGAUGGGUAUUCCUCAAUACACUAUUCUCUGUUUCAGAAGCAGUGGCUUUUAUGCAGAUGGUGGACAGAUUAGAUGAAGGAGCUAUAUCUGCAGAAAUUGUUCCACUUCAUUAUAAAGGACUUUACAAGGCUGUUGGAAAGGCCCUCUUCAAGGCACAUGUAGAAGGCCAGCUUAAGCAUGAGAUAAUGUCCAAGCCUGAAUUGUUUGUUGAGCCUGAUCCGGAGAUGCCUUUGGCACUCUUGGAUCAAAAAGAGGCUGGCAAAAAGCUUUUGCUUAUUACCAACUCAGAUUAUCAUUAUACAGACAAAAUGAUGCAGCAUUCCUUUAACAAAUUCCUUCCCAAUGAUAUGGGCUGGCGAGAUCUAUUUGACAUGGUUAUAGUCUCUGCGAGGAAGCCAGAGUUCUUCCAAAUGUCACACCCAUUGUAUGAGGUGGUGACAGAUGAGGGUCUAAUGCGUCCAUGCUUCAAGGCUUGUACAGGGGGCUUAUACUCAGGAGGGAGUGCUCAGAUGAUUGAAAAUUCCCUUAAAAUCCAUGGAGAUGAGAUUUUGUAUGUCGGUGACCACAUUCAUACAGAUGUAAGCCAAUCAAAAGUACAUCUGCGUUGGCGGACGGCUUUGAUUUGUCGAGAACUUGAAGAAGAGUAUAAUGCAUUGAUUCGUAGUAGCAGUCAUCGGGCCACAGUGAUAGACCUUAUAAAUCAGAAGGAAGUUGUAGGAGAUCUAUUUAACCAACUUCGACUUGCUUUGCAAAGGCGAACCAAGGGGCGGCCUGCUCAAACUCUUGCUGCAACUAAUAUGGAUAAUCAAGGACUCACUGAGACCAUGCAGAAGCUACUUCUUGUUAUGCAAAGACUAGACGAAAAAAUUGCACCAAUGUUAGAAGCUGAUGGAGAGCACUUUAGCAAAAGGUGGGGCUUUCUUUCACGUGCGGGUCUUUGGGAUAAAAGUCACUUGAUGAGACAAAUUGAAAAGUAUGCUGAUAUUUACACCUCUAGGGUCUCAAAUUUCCUACAUUAUACACCCUUUAUGUAUUUUCACUCACAGGAACAGACUCUCGCUCAUGAUUCAUACUCUUGGUACCAGUCACAAUUUAAUGGACUGAUGUUAAAGACCAGAGUUAAACCAGAAGAUCUUCCUGUUAAAUUUACUGAUAGCAAUGAUGGUCAUUGACAUUACAGCGGGCAUGGGAUUUUAAGACAUUGAUCUGUAAAAUGCCCAAAAAAAAAAGUUUGAGGGAAUAAAAGAGUGAGCAUAUGGGGUAUGGAUUUUGUUCUUGAUCAAUGUGAUGGAAAAGUUCCUGUUACAUGGAAAUAACAUCAUGUAUAUGUUCUCUAAAGUAUAUGAUUAAUAAAGUAUCUGAGUGUUUCCUAAAUGCUGUUGCUGCUAA
Molecule: messenger RNA, 2269 nt
Organism: Vitis riparia (riverbank grape)
Lineage: Eukaryota; Viridiplantae; Streptophyta; Magnoliopsida; Vitales; Vitaceae
Product: 5'-nucleotidase domain-containing protein 4
Exons: 17
Coding region: 127-2052 (641 amino acids)
Molecular function (GO): 5'-nucleotidase activity
Source: RefSeq, a predicted model, not a curated record